Messenger RNA from Suillus subalutaceus, 355 nucleotides. RefSeq lists its product as uncharacterized. The transcript has 3 exons. The record is from RefSeq and is a predicted model, not a curated record. The annotation marks the transcript as partial. Lineage: Eukaryota; Fungi; Basidiomycota; Agaricomycetes; Boletales; Suillaceae.
CACGUUCCUACAAAGCUCAAUUAUAACUUGGACGUGGGUGAAUGAUUAGCGCUGUCUUGUCAAGGGUAUUUGAGUGCUUGUCAAAUGGUUAUACCGCCUAUUCUCCCUUCCCUCUAAUUCUUGCAUCCAUUUCCCUCAGGCUGAUCCCAAUCUUUGACUGUUCGCAAUGAACGACGAUCACAGGCUGAAACCUGCUCCAGAGCCAUCUGGAUCCAGAGAAGCAACUGCUGGCGAGAUCUCGAGCCAGCCCCAUAGCGGAUUCUGUCGAGCCCUGCGGAAAUUUAAGAAGAAUGUGACUAAAAAAGUUUCUAAGCGCUUCAAGCGCUCCCGGCACCAAACCCCUGCUGUCCAGAAC